Aureobasidium pullulans EXF-150 is the source of this 1124-nucleotide messenger RNA. RefSeq lists its product as uncharacterized. The coding region runs from base 139 to 921 and encodes 260 amino acids. The transcript has a single exon. Lineage: Eukaryota; Fungi; Ascomycota; Dothideomycetes; Dothideales; Saccotheciaceae. The record is from RefSeq and is a predicted model, not a curated record.
UCGCUUGGUCGUGGCUUCCUGCAGCUUCGUCUUGUCGCCAUCACUUGGCGCGCAGCACUUCUUCUCAAUUUCUCAAGCAUCUCUGCUGUUCUCAACAACACAAGACUUGCGACCCCGAUCAUCCUGAACAAUCCAAAGAUGCGCAGCACCAAGGAAGUUGAACAGAUCGAGAAAUGGGGCACAGGCCUUUUUGAGAACGCGGCCGACGAAGCCAUCGUUCGAGAGCUUACCAGAGAGUCUGGUUUUGCAAAAGGUCCUGAGAACUUCCUCUUCCCUUCGAACGUUGAAAGCUAUCGCGAGGAACUCGACCACGGAGCUCUGGACAGGAUGCUCGAAGUUCGUCUGCCCAUGGACCUUAGCACCGAGAAUACAACUCAGGACAAAGACGAGAUGUGGACCUGGCCUCCCAGCAGAUGUGCCGGCUAUCGUCUCUGCUUGCUCGGUGCAGUCAUGAUGCAGCUUGGCUGUAGAGUCCGUAGCGACCUGCGCCUGUCUAUGGAAGAACUUCACACAAUCGUCGGCUUCUCCCGAAAUGCUCAAGUACAACUCCGCCACGCUCUCAACGUCUACGUUGAUGGCACCCCCUACAAUUUCCGCGCAAAGCCUCAACCCAUCGGUACCAACUCAGACGACUGGGCCACAAACUCUGUAUGGGGUGAUAUCGGCGAGUCCUUCAUCAUGACCGAUGUUACGACGGAUCCUAUGCUCAAGAUGAUGAUGAGACAAAUUCUUGGUCCUAUGCUAAAGUGUGUUGCCGCCGGCGACAACGACCAUCCCCACGACGCUUGUGGUCGUUGUGGCAAGAAGAAAAGAGAAGAUGGCUCGCCUUGUCAGCCCUGUUCGCAGUGCGGUCAGAGGCGUUAUUGCAGUCGCAAAUGGUAUCUUUUGUGCAUCCUGAAGAACGACAUGACAAGAUGCUGACCACACUUGAAGUGAACUUGCCCAUCGCCCCCAGCACAGAUUGGUUUGCGAAGAUCCCUUCUACCGGUCCAGCGGCAAUGUCUGGGCACAAGCCGUGAGGGAAUCCAACAAGACCAAGGACAGCCCGGCCAACGACACAGGCCAUGAGGACACCAAUAGCACCGUACGCGACAGACUGUUGACCGCCUAUACCUUGACCUCCC